GUGUAUUUAAUCAGACAAACUGCUAAUAAUUAACUUCUGAGUUGGACAUUGAGCCUUUCUUUGAUACUGAUGGUUCCUGAGCAAUUACUCAUUAUGUCACCCUUGACUUCUGAGUUAUCUUGUAACUCUGUGUACAAUAAGACAACACAAUUAUUGCAGUCACUCUACUGUCUCCUUUUAUUUACCGUUCCUCAAGAGCACACAUGAUAAAGCAAAUCCAGUUCCAGCCUUAGUAGCACCAUCCCCAAGUGUCCCUGUCACACCUAGGCCUUUCUAAGCAAAAGGGUUCAGUGGCAGACACUCUCCUCAGGAGUCACCCUCUUUCUUUUCUCAGAUGUUGGGGGUUACCUUAGAAUGGAGAUUCAAAGUCUCUUUGGGGUUUUGUCAGCCAACUGCCAUAACACACAGACAACGUGAAAAUGUGGGAAAAAAAGAACCAAAAGAAGGAGUUUGGAAAAUCUUCAGGCUAGAAAUCAGUAAAAGGAACCUGGAUCCUGAGGACUCAGAAAGACCAGUGCAGCAUAUGGUCACUCAGCUGCAAGACACUGCAGAUUCCCAGGCCUGGGGCACUGCUGGUGUCAUGGGUCCCCUUGCCAGGUGGCACCAGCCACUGUGGGACCAGCCAUUGCUGGACGUUUUGUUGGCAUUCAGCAGGCUUCUCACCGGAGAGGUCUGUUGCAUCAAAGUAAUGUCUUUAGCAGGUCCAGACGAGUUUGUGUUGGUUGGUGUGCAUUGAUCAAGGCUAUGGUUUCUGAGCAAUGAUUGUGGUGUCCUGCAUUGACUCUGUGUCUUCCCUUUAUCUCCCCUUUGACCUCUUGGGUCUUCCUCUCUUCCCUUCUCCUGAGCCUAUGCAGCUUCCCAAGCCCUUUUUCACUACUUUGAUUUGUGGGGUUGUGCAAUAGCACUGAGUUAAUAAAUAACUGUGUGUCAUCAGGGAUUUUGUCCCAAGACCGCUUGAGGGUGUGGGGGGACUUUUAUCCCAAGCAUCUGCCCAGAUCUCUCAGCUGGCCAGAGCGAGAGGAAGGAGCUGCUGUUUCUUCUCCCCGGAGCUAUGUCAGCAGCCCUGGAGAAGUUCUGCGGCUCCAUCUUCUGGAAUGAUUCCUACCUUGCCCGUCCGGAUGCCGACCUGCCUGUGUGCUUCCAGCAGACUGUGGUGGUCUGGAUCCCUCUUGGCUUCUUCUGGAUUUUGGCCCCAUGGCAGCUCCUGCCCAUGUGCAAAUCCAAAGCCAAGAAAUCCUCCGUGACCAAACUCUUCAUCAUCAAACAGGUGCUGGCUGCUCUGCUGGUGCUGGCGGCAGUGGCAGAGUUGGCCCUGGCAUUUGUAGAGAAUGAUGAGCAGGGUGGUGUGCCAGCUGUCCUGUACACAAACCCCAGCCUGUACAUCGCCACCUGGAUCAUGGUCCUGCUGAUCCAUGAUGCACGACGCUUCUGCUUGCGCAGAGAUUCGGGGUCGCUUUUCUGCUUCUGGACACUGUCCCUUCUCUGUGGGAUACUGCCAUUCCAGUCACUCGUCCGGAAAGCCGUGCAGGAACCAAUCUCUGACCUGCCACGGUUUAUCCUUUUCUUCAUCUCCUACGGACUCCAGCUGCUGCUCUUCCUUGUCUCAGGCUUCUCAGAUAUUGCCCCAGAAACAAAGGAAAUUGGGAAGAAGAACCCAGAGGUGACAGCCUCCUUCCUGAGCUCCAUCACUUUUGAAUGGUACAGCAGCAUGGUUUUCAAGGGCUAUCGCAAGCCUUUAGAGAUAGAGGAUGUCUGGGAACUGAAAGAUAAAGACAAGACAAAGGCUCUUUAUACUGCUUUUGAGAAGAACAUGAAGACUGCAAUGAAGAAGGCCAGAGCAGAACUGGAGAAACGGGAACGCAAGAAGAGACGCCGGGCACGUGACCCAGACCAUGGGAACAGCAUGAGCAAGGCCCAGAGCCAAGACAUCCUGGUGCUGGAGGAGAAACAGCCAAAGAAAAAGAAGAAGAAGAAGGGAGACAACGAGGACUCAGGCCCUCCCAAGGAUUACCCCAGGGGCUGGUUGUUGAAAACCCUGGCCAAGACCUUCCAGCAGAAUCUCCUGCUAGCGGUGGCAUUCAAGUUGGUGCAUGAUGCACUUGUGUUUGUCAGUCCCCAGCUGCUGAAGCUGCUGAUUGCCUUUGUGUCAGAUGAGGAUGCCUUUGCCUGGCAAGGUUAUUUAUACGCCAUCCUGCUCUUCCUGGCGGCGGUGCUUCAGUCCCUCUGCCUGCAGCAGCACUUCAGCUUGUGCUUCCAACUUGGCAUAAAUGUGCGAGCCAGUCUCAUCGCUGCCAUCUACAAGAAGUCGCUCACCAUGUCCGGAGCCACCCGCAAGGAGUCCACGGUGGGAGAGACUGUGAAUCUGAUGUCAGCUGAUGCCCAGAGGUUCAUGGACGCCGCCAACUUUAUUCACCAAUUGUGGUCAUCUCCCCUGCAAAUUAUCCUGUCCAUUGUCUUCCUCUGGGCAGAGUUGGGCCCCUCUGUCUUGGCUGGCAUUGCAACCAUGGUGCUGCUCCUCCCCAUAAAUGCGAUCCUGGUUGCCAAGGCCAAAACCAUUCAGGAGAAGAACAUGAAGCACAAGGAUGAACGCAUGAAAAUAAUGACUGAAAUCCUCAAUGGAAUCAAGAUCCUGAAGCUUUUUGCCUGGGAGCCCUCCUUUGAGAAGCGAAUUAUUGACAUCCGGGCACAUGAGCUCAAGAACUUGGUGAACUUCGGUUAUCUGCAGUCAGUCUCUGUCUUUGUGUUCACAUGUGCCCCAUUCCUGGUCUCCUUGGCAAGCUUUGCUGUCUACGUGCUUGUGGAUGAGAACAACAUCUUGGAUGCACAGAAGGCCUUCACUGCCAUCUCCCUUUUCAAUGUGCUGCGCUUCCCCAUGGCCAUGCUGCCCAUGGUCAUCUCCUCCCUGGUGCAGACCAAUGUGUCAACUGCGAGGCUGGAGCGCUACCUGAGUGGAGGCGACCUGGACACCUCAGCUAUCCACCACAACCCCAUUGAAGGCAAUGCUGUGCGUUUCUCGGAUGCCACCUUUGCCUGGGAGCAGGACAGCAACGCUGCCAUAAGAGAUGUCACCCUGGACAUCACACCUGGAAGCCUGGUGGCUGUGGUGGGGCCUGUGGGCUCAGGCAAAUCUUCGCUGGUGUCAGCCAUGCUCGGGGAGAUGGAGAAUAUCAAGGGACACAUCAACAUCCAGGGCUCCCUGGCCUAUGUCCCCCAGCAGGCCUGGAUCCAGAAUGCCACACUGAAAGACAACAUCAUUUUCGGGUCAGAACUGGAUGAAGCCAGAUAUCAGAAGGUCAUCAAGGCCUGCGCCCUCCUUCCAGACCUGGAAUUGCUGCCUGCAGGUGACCAGACAGAGAUUGGAGAGAAGGGAAUCAACCUGAGUGGAGGCCAGAAGCAGCGGGUCAGCCUGGCCAGGGCGGUGUACAGCGAUGCAGACAUCUACAUCCUGGACGAUCCGCUGUCUGCUGUGGAUGCCCACGUGGGCAAGUACCUCUUCGAGCACGUGCUGGGGCCAAAAGGGCUCCUGAAAAAGAAGACACGGAUCUUGGUGACGCAUAGUAUCAGUUUCCUGCCCGAGGUUGAUAACAUCGUGGUGCUGGCAUCAGGGGCAGUGUCUGAGCAUGGCUCCUACAGCACUCUGCUUGCAAACAAGGGGGCCUUUUCCCAGUUCCUGAACUUGUAUGGAAACCAGGAAGAGGAUGUUUCAGAGGAAAAUACUGCAGCUGUUGCUUUAGCUGUGGAUGAAGAGGAGGCUGAUGAAGAUGUUGAUCCUUGCCUGGAUGAGCGCUCUGAUGAUGUGGUGACUAUGACGCUGAGGAGAGAGGCCAGCAUCCAUCGGAGAAAACUGAGUCGCAGCCUCAGUAAAAAGAGCACCAGCUCCCAGAAGAAGGCCCAGGAGGAGCCCCCAAAGAAGCUGAAGGGACAGAAACUGAUCGAGAAAGAAGCUGUGGAAACUGGCAGGGUGAAGUUCUCCAUGUACAUGCGGUACCUGCGUGCUGUUGGCUGGUGCCUUUCCUUCUGGACUGUCAUGUGCUAUGUUGGACAGUACGUCGCCUACGUGGGGACCAACCUGUGGCUCAGUGACUGGACUGAUGAUUCAGUGCGCUAUCAGAACCAGACCUAUCCCACGCACCUACGGGACAUGCGGAUUGGUGUCUUUGGGGCACUGGGCUUCUCACAAGCUCUCUUCCUGCUCUUUGCAACCGUGCUGUCUGUCUGGGGCUCCAUGCAAGCCUCCCGCAUCAUGCACCAGCAGCUGCUCAGCAACAUCCUGCGCGCUCCCAUGAGCUUCUUCGACACCACCCCCGUCGGCCGCAUCGUCAAUCGGUUUGCCAAGGACAUCUUCACGGUAGAUGAGACCAUUCCCACGUCCUUCCGCAGCUGGCUCUCCUGUUUCAUGGGCAUCAUUAGCACACUGAUCGUGAUCUGCCUGGCCACUCCAUUCUUCGCUGUUGUUAUCGUUCCCUUGAGCAUCUUCUACUAUUUUGUGCUGCGCUUCUAUAUCUCCACAUCACGCCAGCUAAGGCGUCUGGACUCUGUCACCAGGUCUCCCAUCUACUCCCACUUUGGUGAGACAGUGUCAGGCCUUUCUGUGAUCCGGGCCUAUGGACACCAAGAACGGUUCCUGAAGCAUAAUGAGAUCAUCAUGGACAUAAAUCAGAAGAGUGUUUAUUCCUGGAUAAUAUCAAAUAGGUGGCUGGCCAUCCGUCUGGAGUUUGUUGGGAGCCUGGUGGUCUUCUUCUCUGCACUUCUGGCAGUGAUUGCAAAGGGCACUUUAGAGGGUGGCAUCGUGGGGCUUUCUGUCUCCUCUGCUCUCAAUGUGACCCAGACACUGAACUGGCUGGUGCGGACAUCUUCAGAACUGGAGACCAACAUCGUGGCUGUGGAGCGGGUCCAUGAGUAUAUGAAGGUGAAGAAUGAGGCUCCAUGGGUGACCAAAAAUCGUCCACCACGUGGCUGGCCCAGCAGAGGCGAGAUCCAGUUUGUUGACUACCAAGUUCGCUACCGACCUGAACUGGACCUGGUUCUUCAGGGGAUCACCUGUAAUAUUGGGAGCACUGAGAAGGUUGGGGUUGUAGGCCGGACUGGGGCUGGAAAAUCCUCUCUCACCAACUGCCUGUUCCGGGUGCUGGAGGCGGCUGGAGGGAAGAUCAUCAUUGAUGAUGUGGAUAUAGCAACAAUUGGCCUCCAUGACCUGCGCAACAACCUCACCAUCAUCCCCCAGGACCCUGUGCUCUUCACUGGAACCUUGCGGAUGAACCUGGACCCCUUUGACCAGUACUCAGAUGAGGAAGUCUGGAAGGCCCUGGAGCUGGCUCAUCUGAAGACAUAUGUGCAAGGCCUUCCUGAGGGGCUGCUGCAUCUCGUGAGCGAGGGAGGGGAGAACUUGAGUGUUGGGCAGAGGCAGCUGGUGUGCCUGGCCCGGGCCCUUCUCCGCAAAGCCAAGAUCCUCAUCCUGGAUGAGGCAACAGCAGCCGUAGAUCUGGAAACUGAUAAUUUAAUCCAGACAACAAUCCGGAAUGAGUUUGCAGACUGCACUGUCCUUACUAUUGCCCAUCGCCUCCACACCAUCAUGGACAGUAACAGGGUGAUGGUGCUGCAUGCUGGGCAGAUUGUGGAAUUCGACAGCCCUCAGGAACUGCUCAUGAAGCAGGGCACCUUCUCUGCGAUGGCAAAGGACGCCGGCAUCACCAUUGCAGAAACCACUGCCCUGUAGGCAGAGUGCUGCACGGGCCUGGGGUGUGAGACAGCUCCUCCUGUGCCACUCACCCAGCAAGCACUGGUGUCUCCCAAGCCAAGCUGCCCAGGAAUUGGCCUCUGCAGCGGGGAAGCAAAGAGAGUGGCUUCUCUGGCUGUCCAGAGACAGAAUAUCUGGACUCGAGUGAGCUGUUAACCUUGCUACCACAUCCUGCCUGCUGUGCACACAAGGGUCUGGAGCUAUAUAAUUUAUUUCAGGAUACAGGGGCAAAGCUAUCUGCCAGGCAGGGAGAUCAUGACCUCCAGUGGGGGUGGUCUUAGUUUUUGUACUUCACCAUGCCAGGUGCAUCUACCUUAGAGAUGCUUUAGCAUUAUGGAAUUAAAUUUACAGUUUAAUCUAAGAAUGAAUGUUAUAAUUUAUUUACUUUUGGUAACUGUAGUCUUCCAACUCCAAGGCUGGUGUAAGCCUCGGUUUAGCUUUAAACCUGGCUAGUGCUUGAGUGGGGAGAGCUGCCAACAGAAGUUACACAGAGCUGGGCAGUCCAAAUCCAGAGGGACAGCUCUACUCAUGCAAGGAUACUAUGCUGUAGCAAAACCAGGACUGCCUUGCCUGCCUUCCCUGUGGCUUCUACUCCCUUUGAUUGUAUUGCAAAUAAAUGAGCCCUUCCCUGAGGUUAUCACAAC
Messenger RNA from Sturnus vulgaris (Common starling), 6381 nucleotides. RefSeq names its product ATP binding cassette subfamily C member 2 (gene ABCC2). Lineage: Eukaryota; Metazoa; Chordata; Aves; Passeriformes; Sturnidae. Gene Ontology annotation, molecular function: ABC-type transporter activity; ATP hydrolysis activity; ATP binding. Gene Ontology annotation, biological process: transmembrane transport. The record is from RefSeq and is a predicted model, not a curated record. Gene Ontology annotation, cellular component: apical plasma membrane.